This is a messenger RNA of Pochonia chlamydosporia 170, 189 nucleotides long. RefSeq lists its product as hypothetical. The transcript has a single exon. The coding region runs from base 1 to 189 and encodes 62 amino acids. NCBI's taxonomy places the organism in Eukaryota, Fungi, Ascomycota, Sordariomycetes, Hypocreales, Clavicipitaceae. The record is from RefSeq and is a predicted model, not a curated record.
AUGGUGGUAUCAGCAAGCGCCCUGUCCCUCCACGCCUCGAGAGAAUGCGUAGGGAAACUCCCUGCCAAAGAAAGAAUGGGCUGCCCUGUUGCACGGCGGGAACACGGAAGAAUCGCAGAAAUUUCCAUCAGUAAUAGGGCUAGAAUGGGACGAGAUAGACUUUCCAAGCUUAGAGCGGCUUCAAUUUAA